ACUACAAGCUCAACAAGCUCAACAUCUACACAUGAAGUGUAGAAGAUAUCCUUGAAAAAGGAACUGCCCGAGUAGCAACUAGCUAGCACACUCCCGCCAUGCGGACCACCUCUAUCUCAUCAUCUCUUUCAGAACUACCUCAUCUUCUCCCUUUUUUCUCCAACAGCGGCAACACUUGUGUCUUUCUUCAGCACAAUGCCAUUUUCCGAAACUUAGGAUUUAGUAUUCCCAGGACGUUUGUCACAUUAAGGACAACUUCAUCUCUUUCUCUGCUAGCCCAGGGUUAUCCUCGGGCCAUUUCCCAUUCAGCAAAUCAACUCUCCGAUGUUGAAGAAGAAGAAGAAGAAGAUGACGAAGACGAAGACGACGACGACGAUGAAGCUGCAGAUGAGUACGAGGAGUUCUCUGUUGACUUAUUUGACGACAAUAAAUAUGAGGACGACGAGAUUGACUCGACAACAAUGGAGGCACCUCCCCAGUUCGAGGGGCAAAAAUGGCAGAGAGUGGACAGACUUCGAUCUCAAGUACGAGAGUUCGGCGAGGAAAUUAUCGAUUUGGAUGAGCUUGCUUCCAUUUACGAUUUCCACAUCGAUAAAUUUCAGAGGUUGGCUAUACAAUCUUUCUUGAGAGGUUCGUCUGUGGUGGUUUCUGCACCGACGAGUAGCGGAAAGACUCUGAUAGCAGAAGCAGCAGCUGUAGCCACAGUAGUGAGAGGAAGGCGACUCUUCUAUACAACUCCUUUGAAGGCAUUAUCUAAUCAAAAGUAUCGAGAAUUUCGAGAGACAUUUGGUGAAAGCAAUGUUGGCCUUCUCACGGGAGAUUCUGCAGUCAACAAAGAGGCUCAAAUUUUAAUCAUGACUACUGAGAUUUUGCGCAAUAUGUUAUAUCAAAGUAUUGGAAUGGUUUCUUCAGGGAGUGGAUUGUUUCAUGUCGAUGUGAUUGUUUUGGAUGAAGUACACUAUCUCAGUGACAUAUCUCGGGGUACAGUUUGGGAAGAAAUAGUGAUUUAUUGCCCAAAAGAAGUCCAACUUAUAUGUCUUUCAGCGACAGUUGCGAAUGCCGAUGAGCUGGCCGGCUGGAUUGGGCAGAUUCAUGGUACAACUGAGCUGGUAAAAUCAAUGAAACGACCGGUUCCAUUGACUUGGCAUUUCUCUAUGAAGAAUUCUUUGUUACCUCUACUUAAUGAGAAAGGAACGAGCAUGAACAGGAACCUACAGCUUUCUGCUUUGGGAGGUGAGUCUUAUAAGGAAGAUGGAUCUGGAAGAAGGAAUUCUAGAAGACGUGAAAAAGCGAGUUACAAAAGUGGGAGCAUUUCUGUGCAGUCAACAUCAUCAAAAGAUGACACAAAUACAAUUCGCCGUUCACAAGUUCCUCAGGUUAAAGACACGUUGUGGUACCUCAGGCAAAAGGAUAUGCUGCCUGCUAUUUGGUUUAUUUUUAGCAGGAAAGGAUGUGAUGCAGCUGUUCAGUAUCUUGAACAUUACAAGCUUUUAGAUGACUGUGAGACAAGUGAAGUUGAACUGGCCCUGAAAAGGUUUCGUGUACAGUACCCUGAUGCUGUCCGAGAAUCUGCCUUAAAAGGCCUUCUGAACGGGGUAGCAGCACACCAUGCUGGCUGUCUACCUUUGUGGAAGUCAUUUAUUGAAGUGUUGUUUCAGCAAGGACUUGUUAAAAUUGUCUUUGCUACCGAAACCCUUGCUGCUGGCAUCAACAUGCCUGCCAGGACAGCUGUUAUUUCAUCUCUCAGUAAAAGGAGCGACAGUGGACGUACCCAUUUGAGCCCAAAUGAGUUGCUUCAAAUGGCUGGUCGAGCUGGACGUAGAGGUACCGAUGAAAGAGGUCACGUAGUUCUUGUUCAGACUCCUAAUGAAGGAGCAGAAGAAUGCUGCAAGGUUCUUCUUUCUGGAGUAGAGCCUCUUGUCUCUCAGUUUACUGCUUCAUAUGGCAUGGUGCUAAAUCUCCUUGCGGGUGCAAAAGUUACUCGCAGAUCAAAGGAAGCAGAAAUGAAAGUUUUGAAAGCAGGACGAACACUGGAAGAAGCCCGAAAGCUAGUUGAGCAAAGUUUUGGAAACUAUGUUGGGAGCAAUGUUAUGCUUGCUGCCAAAGAUGAGCUUGCUGAAAUACAGAAAGAAAUUGAGGUGCUGACUUUAGAAGUUAGUGAUGAUGCUGUUGAUAGGAAGAGUCGGAAGCAGUUAUCUGAAAAAGCAUACAGGGAGAUUUCUGAUCUGCAGGAGGAAUUACGGGAGGAGAAACGAUUGCGGACUGAACUGCGACGAAGGAUGGAACUAAAGAGGAUUACUUCUUUGAAACCUCUAUUGAAGGAGAUGGAAAAUGGUGAUUUACCCUUUAUCUGUUUGCAGCAUAAUAAAGAAGGAGUUCAACACUUAUUACCUGCUGUUUAUUUGGGGAAGGCUGAUGCUCUUUCUGGUUUAAAAUUCAAGAACAUGAUUUAUGCAGAUGGUUCUUCUACACUUAAUAUCAUGGACAAAGAGUUGGAUUUUGGAGAUAUGGAAGCACAGUUUGAUGCCAAACCAUCUUAUUAUGUGGCUCUUGGUUCGGAUAACUCUUGGUAUUUGUUCACAGAGAAGUGGAUCAAAGUGGUGUAUGGAACUGGAUUUCCUAAUGUUCCUUUAGUUCAAGGUGGUGCUUUGCCCAGGGAAACAAUGAGAGCUCACCUUGAUAAGGAAGAAAUGCAGUGGGAGAAACUUGCUCAUUCUGAAUUUGGAGAUCUGUGGUGUACAGAAGGAUCUCUUGAGACAUGGUCUUGGAGUUUAAAUGUGCCAGGCUUGAGUAGCCUCUCAGAUGAAAAUGGGGUGCUGCAAAUGUCACAAGCAUACGAGGAUGCUGUAGAGUGUUACAAGGAUCAAAGAACUAAAGUUUCCCGUCUGAAGAAAAAGAUUGCUCGUACAGAAAGCUUCAAAGAGUAUAAGAAAAUCAUAGAUAUGACUAACUUUACUAAGGAAAAGAUUGAACGCUUGAAGGCUAGAUCAGUUCGGCUUGUUAGUCGAAUAGAGCAAAUUGAACCAUCUGGCUGGAAGGAGUUCCUCCAGAUCAGUAAUGUCAUACAUGAAGCCAGAGCAUUGGAUAUUAAUACAAAAGUGAUAUUUCCUCUUGGUGAGACAGCAUCAGCAAUACGAGGAGACAAUGAACUCUGGCUUGCAAUGGUGCUCCGAAAUAAAAUUUUACUAGAUUUAAAGCCUCCACAGCUUGCUGCUGUCUUUGGAAGUUUAGUUUCAGCAGGAAUCAGAGUCCGUCCUUGGAAGAACAACAGCUAUAUAUAUGAACCUUCAACUACUGUAGUCAAUAUUGUUAACUUUUUGGAUGAGCAAAGAAGCUCCUUCUUAAAACUACAAGAAAAACAUGGGGUUAAGAUACCCUGUGAGUUGGAUAGUCAAUUCUCUGGCAUGGUUGAAGCUUGGGCCUCUGGUUUAACUUGGCGGGAAAUAAUGAUGGAUUGUGCAAUGGAUGAAGGGGAUUUAGCUCGCCUCUUACGCCGUACAAUUGAUUUAUUGGCUCAGAUUCCAAAAUUGCCUGAUAUUGGUCCCGUCUUACAAAACAAUGCCAUGAUUGCAUCCAAUGUCAUGGACCGACCGCCAAUAAGUGAGCUGGCUGGAUGACCUUCAUUUCAACAAAUCUAUGUCACUAGAAGGUGAAACUUUCAGAGUUGUGUAGUAUAUCAUCCUUUGUAUAUUAU
Telopea speciosissima is the source of this 3694-nucleotide messenger RNA. Its product is annotated as DExH-box ATP-dependent RNA helicase DExH15 chloroplastic. Gene Ontology annotation, molecular function: ATP binding; RNA helicase activity; nucleic acid binding. The record is from RefSeq and is a predicted model, not a curated record. The coding region runs from base 99 to 3617 and encodes 1172 amino acids. Gene Ontology annotation, biological process: nuclear-transcribed mRNA catabolic process, 3'-5' exonucleolytic nonsense-mediated decay. Lineage: Eukaryota; Viridiplantae; Streptophyta; Magnoliopsida; Proteales; Proteaceae. Gene Ontology annotation, cellular component: Ski complex. The transcript is spliced from 16 exons.